This is a messenger RNA of Centropristis striata (black sea bass), 3505 nucleotides long. It is a transcript of the gene mpx, whose product is annotated as myeloid-specific peroxidase. The record is from RefSeq and is a predicted model, not a curated record. The transcript is spliced from 18 exons. The coding region runs from base 260 to 2965 and encodes 901 amino acids. Gene Ontology annotation, molecular function: protein binding; heme binding; peroxidase activity. Gene Ontology annotation, biological process: response to oxidative stress. Lineage: Eukaryota; Metazoa; Chordata; Actinopteri; Perciformes; Serranidae.
UUUCUCCGAGGAACUGAAAUCUAACUGAAAUGCGGGCUUCUUCCGCUACUCAAUCCCAACCCACGGUUUCUGUCAAAAUAGAGCUCAAGAUGGGCCUCACCACAGACUGGACUAAGCUCAGGCGAAAGAGGAUCUUUGAGGGCAGCCGUGGGGGGCGAGGCCUCUGGGAUUCACACUGAAUAUAAAGAAGGUGACAACACUGCAGGCUCCACAUCUGCAGCAACACCUGAAAUCUUCAGCUGUAGCUUCAAAGACAGAGAUGCUUUUCUCUGCUGCCUUUCUUGUACUGGGCAUCUGCCUGGUUCCUGCUCACUCUAAACCAGCAGGAGAACAUUUUGGCAGUCCUCUCCUUCAAACGUGUUUUGAGGAUGCAAAGAAACUUGUGGAUGAUGCGUACAAGUACUCCAGAGAAGAGAGUCUGAGACGAGUCCGCAAGGACUUGGUGCGUCCUCACGACAUUCUUCGCUUCAUGAAGCAGCCUCGUGCUGACACGCGCUCAGCUGUGAGAUCUGCAGACUACAUGGCACAAACCCUCCGUCUGCUGCAUGACAGGGCUCCUCAUGUGCACAAACGCUCACUCAAUGCAACAGAUUUGCUCUCUGAUGAAGAUCUGCGCAAGCUCGCUGAAAUAACUGGAUGUGCUGCUCGAGUUGCACUUCCAUCAUGCCGCACCACACCAAACCUCAGCAAAUAUCGCACAGCCACCAGUGUCUGCAACAACUUACAGAACCCUCGCCUUGGAGCCUCCAACACCCCCUUUACCCGCUGGCUACCUGCCCAAUAUGACGAUGGCAUCUCCCAACCAACAGGCUGGAACAACCGAACAAUCAACAGCUUCUUUCUGCCAUUGGUGCGACAGGUGUCCAACAACAUCCUUAGUACAACAGACGCAGGCGUGGUCAACGACACAGAGUUUACUCACAUGGUGACCUUGUUUGGCCAGUGGAAUGACCACGAUCUCACAUUCACGCCCUUCUCCCCCAGCAUCCGUUCCUUCAGCAACGGGCUCAACUGUGACGAGAGCUGCGAGAAAUCUGAGCCAUGCAUCCCCAUCCCGAUUCCUCCCGGCGAUCCCCGCCUGCCCACCGGCCCUGAAAGCUGCAUCCCUGCUUUCAGAUCCGCCCCUGCUUGCGGGACAGGAUUCUCGGCCUACAAUUUUGGCGGAGUGCCCAACAAGAGAGAGCAAAUCAACGCGCUGACGGCCUUCCUGGAUCUCGGCCAGGUGUAUGGAUCUGAGGAGAAGCUUGCCUUGGAUCUACGCGAUCUCACGAAUGAUGGCGGUCUGCUGCGUGUGAAUAAAAACUUUACAGACAAUGGCCGUGAACUGCUGCCCUUCCAUCCUCUCCAGGCCAAAAUGUGUGAAACUCGCAGACGUACCACCAACGACACGAAUGCCAAAGAGGUGCCAUGUUUCAUUGCAGGUGACAGCCGUGUGGACGAGAACAUUGCUCUGACGUCCAUUCACACACUGUUUAUGCGUGAGCAUAACCGCCUGGCUCGUGAACUGAAGAGACUAAACCCACAGUGGGACAGUGAGACACUCUACCAAGAGGCCCGCAAGAUCCAGGGUGCUUACACACAGGUGUUUGUGUUCAGGGACUAUCUGCCUCACAUAGUUGGUCCCGACGCAAUGCGUAGGCAGCUCGGCCGUUACCCCGGCUACAAUGCCAACGUUGACCCCAGAAUCGCCAACGUCUUUGCCACAGCAGCUUACCGCUUUGCCCACUUGGCCAUCCAGCCAGUCUUAUCCCGUCUGGAUGAUAACUACAGGGAGAACCCUCGGUUCCCCAGUGUCCCCUUGUUCAAGGCCUUCUUUGCCCCCUGGAGGAUCGUCUUUGAGGGUGGCAUUGACCCUCUGCUCCGUGGUUUAAUCGGUCGCCCAGCUAAACUGAACACUCAAGAUCACAUGCUGGUGGAUGCUCUGAGGGAGAGGUUGUUCCAGUUUGUGAUGCAUCUGGCUUUGGACCUGGGCUCUCUCAACAUGGAGAGGGGACGUGACCACGGCUUGCCUGGAUACAACGCCUGGCGUGGGUUCUGUGGCCUGUCUCAGCCCAAGAACCGGGCAGAGCUUGCUCAGGUCCUGAACAACAACGACCUGGCCGGCAGGCUGCUCCGGCUCUACGGUACGCCUGAUAACAUUGACAUCUGGAUGGGAGGCGUGGCAGAGCCGUUCGUGCAAGGCGGCCGUGUGGGGCCUCUGUUCGCCUGCCUCAUUGCAUCACAGUUCCAGAGGAUCCGCCAGGGUGACAGGCUGUGGUAUGAGAACCCGGGCGUCUUCAACCGAGCCCAGAGAAGCGCUUUGUCCACUGUAUCCUUAUCCAAGAUCAUCUGUGACAACACCGGUAUUACGUCCGUCCCCUCUGAACCCUUCCACGUCCUCUCACGCCGUAAUCGGCUCGUCCGCUGCGCCAACCUCCGACGCCUGAACCUGUCAGCCUGGAGGGAGCGCCCCUGCACAGAUUGCGAACAACCUGGAUUACCAGGACCCGCAGGACCCCCUGGACCCCCUGGACCUCCAGGGCCUCAUGGACAACGAGGUCCCGUAGGCCCUCCUGGACUGCCAGCACUCAACACCAAUGCUACACAGCCACAGUCUGCCUUCUCUGUCCGCCUCGGCGAAUACAACCCAUCAUCAGAGAAUAUAAUUCGCUUUCGUCAGGUCGUUUACAACCAACAGCACCACUACAGCACAACCACAGGCCAGUUUACAUGCGCCAUCCCUGGUGUCUAUCAGUUCAGCUUUCUUGUCACGUCCUUCAUCAGUGCAGGAAACGUGGACCUGAUAUGUAACAACGUGGUGGUGCUGCGCAGUUUCAAGGUUUAUCAGGGAGGUCACCACUUGGCAUCAGGGGACACGGUGGUCCAGCUGGCGUUGGGAGACAGAGUGUGGCUGGAGGCUACCGAUGGGAGCACCGGCCUGAGCACCAAAAGUUACUUCUCAGGCCACCUGCUCUUUGUUGUGUGACGCAAUGAUACUCCAGACUGAACGGCCACCGUUUGAUAAACCUGCGUUCUGCUUUCAUUACUUAGCCUCUUUGCGCUGAUCUUCACUUUACAUUAAUCGCAAUAUCAAUAAUUAUUUUUUUUGUAUCUUGAGCCGAUGGACCUGACUGGAGCACACCAUACAACUAUGCACAUUUUAUAUUUCUCUGAAAAAUGAACAAAUAUUCGAUAGUUUUAGCAGGCAGCCUACAGAACAUGAAACUGAUUGCAGCAAAUAUCUUGAACUCUGUUACAGCAUGCAGUCUAUUAGACAAAAAAAUUAGCCGAUUUUGAUGGUGGGUUUUUCUAGUAUUACUAUGAAUGUUUUAUGCACUGAUGAAAUUUAAGCAUGCCUUAAAAAUGUUGUGUGUUGUGCUUUCUCUGUGAGGCUUGUUUCACCAUAACUUUAUCUAUUGUAUUUUCCAUUCAAUAAAGAAACUGAGCCACAGCAAACCUGGUGUACAUCUGUCUUACUUCAUGGACAUCUUAUGUGAAUCACAAAAAAAAGAUGACCUAAUAUAUA